UAACAUUACAAAACCUAUUACAAUUCAAAAGUUGUUCCAAAUGAUGGCAAAUUUUGUGCUAUUCACCUUACUAGCCUUAGUAUCAGUAGCAUGUUCCAAAUAUAUUGAUCCAAGAAUCAUUGGAGGCGAAGAUGCUCCUGAAGGCUCGGCUCCGUAUCAAGUUUCACUGAGAAAUCGGGACCUAGAGCAUUUCUGUGGUGGCUCCAUCUUAAACAAACGUUGGAUUGUGACGGCUGCACAUUGCCUAAAACCUGGCAUUUUAAAAUCCGUCUAUAUGGGAUCAAACUCAUUAGAUGGCAAUGGUACAUACUACGACGUCGAACGUUUUGUGAUGCAUCAUAAAUAUAUACCAAAAAUUACUGUCAACUAUGCUGAUAUUGGUCUAAUAAAAGUGACAAAAGACAUUAUAUUCAGUGACAAAGUUCAACCAAUCAAAAUAAGCAAAAAAAAUAUCAAGGGUGGUGAAAUCUGCAAGGCCACUGGUUGGGGUCGAUUGGCGGAUGGGGCCCCAGUACCAAACGAAUUGCAACAAGUGGAAACCACUGCAAUAACAAAUGAAAAGUGCUACGAAUUGUCUCAAUUCGUUGAGCCAACUUCGCAAAUAUGUACAUUAAGGGAAUUUUUAAGAGGCAUUUGCUUUGGUGAUUCUGGUGGACCACUGGUUUACAAAGGUGAACUGGUUGGCGUUUCUUCGUUUGUCUUGUACACUUGCGGAGCUGGACGCCCAGAUGUUUUUGUUAAAGUGCGUGAUUUCCAAUCUUGGAUCAAUUCUGAAAUUAGAAAAAAAUAAAUAGAUUUCAAUCAUGAUUUGUUGUAAUAAAAAAUGGUUAAAUAAAGGCAGCAUAAUUUAAAA
This is a messenger RNA of Ctenocephalides felis (cat flea), 853 nucleotides long. Its product is annotated as chymotrypsin-2-like. Bases 41 to 790 code for a protein of 249 amino acids. Gene Ontology annotation, molecular function: serine-type endopeptidase activity. Gene Ontology annotation, biological process: proteolysis. The transcript is spliced from 4 exons. The record is from RefSeq and is a predicted model, not a curated record. NCBI's taxonomy places the organism in Eukaryota, Metazoa, Arthropoda, Insecta, Siphonaptera, Pulicidae.